This is a messenger RNA of Magnolia sinica, 886 nucleotides long. Its product is annotated as E3 ubiquitin-protein ligase SP1. The record is from RefSeq and is a predicted model, not a curated record. Gene Ontology annotation, molecular function: ubiquitin-protein transferase activity. The coding region runs from base 83 to 862 and encodes 259 amino acids. NCBI's taxonomy places the organism in Eukaryota, Viridiplantae, Streptophyta, Magnoliopsida, Magnoliales, Magnoliaceae. Gene Ontology annotation, biological process: protein ubiquitination; organelle organization. The transcript is spliced from 8 exons.
UUCUCCCCUUUUAUGCUGCCAAUUUGUUUGUGUGAAGCUUGGUUUCUAAUUUCCUGAAUUUCAAAAUUUCUAGCUCUUGGAAAUGAUUCCAUGGGGGGAAUUGAGCUGUUGUCUGGGCGCAGCUGCUCUCUAUAUUUUGGGGAGGAGCAGUGGAAGGGAUGCGGAAGCUCUCAAAUCAGUUACUAGAGUUAACCAAUUGAAGGACUUGGCUCUUCUCUUGGAUUCUGCACGCAAAGUGCCACCUUUGGUUGUAACUAUUUCUGGACGAGUUGGUUCAGAGACACCAAUCAAUUGUGAACAAAGUGGUUUGAGAGGUGUAAUAGUGGAGGAAACGGCUGAACAACACUUUCUGAAGCAUAACGAUGCUGGAUCUUGGAUACAAGACUCUGCUUUGAUGCUUUCUAUGAGUAAAGAAGUUCCUUGGUAUCUGGACGAUGGGACUGGCCGUGUAUUUGUUGUGGGAGCACGCGGUGCUAGAGGCUUGGUGUUAACUGUUGCAAGUGAAGUCUUUGAGGAGUCAGGACGGUCUCUUGUGCGUGGGACUUUGGAUUAUCUGCAAGGUCUCAAGAUGCUUGGAGUCAAGCGAAUUGAAAGGGUCCUUCCUACUGGUACUGCCCUGACUGUUGUUGGCGAGGCUAGUAAGCACGACAUUGGAACUAUCCGGAUUCAGAAACCCCAUGAAGGUCCAUUUUACGUGUCCCCCAGAAAUAUCGAUCAGCUCAUUGCAUAUCUUGGAAAAUGGGCGAGGUUGUGUCAAUAUGCAUCUGUGGGGUUCUCGGUUUUUGGUGUUUAUUUGCUUGCUAAGCAUGCCGUCAGUUUCAUCCUUAAAAGAAGACGACGAAAGGAUCUGCAGAGAAGGUAAAGUUUCAUUGGCGUUUCAUCAUUA